Molecule: messenger RNA, 2827 nt
Organism: Oncorhynchus tshawytscha (Chinook salmon)
Lineage: Eukaryota; Metazoa; Chordata; Actinopteri; Salmoniformes; Salmonidae
Product: zinc-binding protein A33
Exons: 6
Coding region: 239-1681 (480 amino acids)
Molecular function (GO): protein binding; zinc ion binding
Source: RefSeq, a predicted model, not a curated record
GUAAUUUUCUCUGAACUUUAACUAAAACAAGUCCAGCUUGUCUGUCCGCAUUGAUAAAGGUUUACACCACCAACACUGAGAUCACAAAACAGUUUGUAGUUAGAGAGGUGAGGUUGCAGGAACAGAAUCUAGAAUAUAAUCUCUGUAUUCUAUGGUAGUAAGGUUGCAGGAACAGAAUAUAGAAUAUAAUCUCUGUAUUCUAUGGUAGUAAGGUUGCAGGAACAGAAUAUAGAAUCAAAUGACUGCAAAACCAACAAGCCAAGCUUCACUCUCCAAGGAGGACCUGCUUUGUCCUGUGUGUUGUGAGGUAUUUAGGCUUCCCGUCCUGCUGAAAUGUGGCCAUAACUCCUGUAAGGACUGUUUACAGAAGCUGUGGGAAUGGAAGGGAGGCAGGCAAUGCCCCGUGUGUCUGACCACGUCGAGCUCAGAGAGGCCUCCUAUCAACCUGGCCCUAAAGAUAGCAGCCGACAUGUUUACAGAGGAGAGCCCAGAGGAGGAGUGGUGUCGUCUUCACAACGAGAAGCUGAAACUGUUCUGUCACAACGAUGAGGAGCCCAUUUGUGUCGUCUGUCAGCUUUCUAACCAACACAGAGUACAUGUGUGUUGCCCUGUAGAGGAGGCUGCUCUGGAGAAAAAGAUAGAGGUCUCAGCCAAGCUUGAUUCAUUGCAGAAACACCUGAAAAUACUCAACAAGACUAAAGAGGAUUGGGAAGAAACCAAAAAUUACUUAAAGAGCCAGGCGGACCAGACGGAGCGACAGAUGAAGGAGGAGUUUGAGAGGUUCCACCAGUUCUUGAGGGAGGAGGAGAAGAACAGAGUGGCCAAGUUGAGGGAGGAAGAGGAGAACAAAACUCAGGUGAUGUGUAUGAAGUUGGAGUACAUCAAGGAGAGGAUCGCUGCCCUCACAGACACCAUCAGCCAAGUAGAGAAGUCUAUACGAGCGGAUGGUGUGAAGUUUUUACAGGACUACAAGAAGACAAAGAGCAGGACCAAAGGUCCCCUGGGAGAGCCAGAGUGUAUCAGAGGAAUCCUCAUAGACGCUGCCAAACAUCUGCAAUCACUCAAGUUUGGAAUCUGGAAGAAGAUGGCAGACAUUGUCCAAUGGGUCCCCAUAACCCUGGACCCCAACACAGCCCAGCCCAACCUCAGCUUCUCUAAGGAGUUCAGCAUGGUGAGGUACAGCAAAAAGAAGCUCCUGCCAGACAACCCCGAGCGCCUUACUAGCCGCAUCUCUGUCCUGGGAGCGACAGGUUUCACCUCCGGAAGACACAGCUGGACCGUAGAGGUGGGCCAGAGCAGAGACUGGUACAUCGGAGUCGCCCGAGAGUCCAUCAAACGCAAGUCAACCAUCUUCCUCAACCCUGCUGAGGGAUUCUGGGUAAUCGGGUUGUGUAACGGGGAGACGUACUGGGCCCAGACGUCCCCGCGGACGCGCCUGGACGUGAAGAGAGAGAGGAAGCCGUGGAGAAUCACUAUAGAGCUGGACUACGACCGAGGGAAGGUGCUGUUUCUGAACGCAGUAGACUCAACGCUGAUACACAUGUUCAAAGAGAAGUUCACUGAGAGGAUCUUUCCUUAUUUUGCUCCUGGGAUGUAUGAGGAGGGAAACACCUCUAGUCCCCUGACCAUCUGUCCCCUGACUAUAUCUAUAGAGGUACUGGACCAGAUUAUACUACCAUAACACCAUCUAUCCCCUGACCAUCUGUCCCCUGACCAUCUGUCCCCUGACCAUCUGUCCCCUGACUAUAUCUAUAGAGGUACUGGACCAGAUUAUACUACCAUAACACCAUCUAUCCCCUGACCAUCUGUCCCCUGACCAUCUGUCCCCUGACUACCUGUCCCCUGACCUCCUGUCCCCUGACCAUCUGUCCCCUGACUAUAUCUAUAGAGGUACUGGACCAGAUUAUACUACCAUACCACCAUCUAUCCCCUGACCAUCUAUCCCUGACCAUCUGUCCCCUGACUACCUGUCCCCUGACCUCCUGUCCCCUGACCAUCUGUCCCCUGACUAUAUCUAUAGAGGUACUGGACCAGAUUAUACUACCAUAAAACCUCCAGUCCCCUGACCAUCUGUCCCCUCACCAUCUGUCCCCUGACCACCUGUCCCCUCACCAUCUGUCCCCUGACCAUCUGUCCCCUGACCAUCUGUCCCCUGACCAUCUGUCCCCUGACCAUCUGUCCCCUCACCAUCUGUCCCCUGACCAUCUGUCCCCUGACUAUAUCUAUAGAGGUACUGGACCAGAUUAUACUACCAUAAAACCUCCAGUCCCCUGACCAUCUGUCCCCUCACCAUCUGUCCCCUGACCACCUGUCCCCUCACCAUCUGUCCCCUGACCAUCUGUCCCCUGACCAUCUGUCCCCUCACCAUCUGUCCCCUGACUAUCUGUCCCCUGACCAUCUGUCCCCUCACCAUCUGUCCCCUGACCAACCAUUUGUAAUCACCAUCACUAUUCAGUACUCAAGUGUGCAAAAGAUGAAUAGUCAACCAUAUUAUAAUUAUAGCCAUUGAUAAAGGUCAGAGGUCAGAAAAUGUUUAGUAGCAAACCAACUAGUUGAUCUUGUGUAUUUGUGACCAUGCGUGUUUAUAAUAAAUGUUAUAUACUUAUAGAAGAUACCCUUAUAUGGUGUACUUAUAGAAGAUACCCUUAUAUGGUGUACUUAUAGAAGAUACCCUUAUAUGGUGUACUUAUAGAAGAUACCCUUAUAUGGUGUACUUAUAGAAGAUACCCUUAUAUGGUGUACUUAUAGAAGAUACCGACGAACAGGUUGAACUAAUUUAGCAGUAAUCGAUUUAAAUAAAACUAUCUAUUGUAUUUAAAAAGGUCAA